UGUAGCUAUCUUCAAUAUUUCUCUUCUUAUCUUUGUGCUGCCCUCAGGAUUUUCAAUUCCAUGGCUGAUCGUGCUUUCAGAACCAAAGGGACACAAGUGACCACCUUCAAUAUAAUCUAUUUCCAAGUAUGUAACAUGGCAAUAGAAACCAAUCCUCUUCAUGCCCUUGUUGCUUUCAUCUUCUUUGUACUCCUAGGUUUUCUCCAAAUUAAAUAUCCGGAAAAUCCCACCCCAUUUCAACUUCAUCCCAAGACCAUUUGGCUUUCCAUUGCUAGCUUUCUUGCUUAUUGCUUCGCCUUCUUGGCUAGGCUCAAGUUUGCUAUUACUAUAAGUGUUCGUGAUCACUUUGACACCCUCAUGCACGUGUUCGGUUCACUCUCGUUGCUUUCCUUGGUGCUGCUGUUGCUACCUGACACUUGGGAAUCAUUCGGUUUCAUCAUGUACACGUUAUGGUUCAUCACUCAUGUUCUUCCCAUGAUGAUCAGAACCCGUUUCAUGGAAAUAUGGUUGCAACGUCAACAAAUGAGGAGGGUGAUGCAUCCAGUGUUACCAAUGACUAUGAUGGAUUUGAAUUAACUGCUUUCAUCUAUAUAUGGGUCUAGUUGCUCGAGUUUCAAAUGUUGUUUUUCUAUUUCAGCAUCUGUUGUAUUAUUUUUCUUAGUCCAAUUCGGUCGCGUGUCAUGGAACAUCUAAAUACUUCUCGUGUACGUGUGUGUGAAAUAGGGACAAUAAUUUAAAUAAAAUAAUUACUAUCUA
Molecule: messenger RNA, 756 nt
Organism: Glycine soja
Lineage: Eukaryota; Viridiplantae; Streptophyta; Magnoliopsida; Fabales; Fabaceae
Exons: 1
Coding region: 61-576 (171 amino acids)
Source: RefSeq, a predicted model, not a curated record